UGAAAGAUUCUAAGAGAUCAGUCAAAGCAGAUGCAUCGAUGGUUUGCAAGCUCAAUGAGAUUUUGAAAUGUUUAUGUUGUAUGCUAUGCAGUCAACUGUUUGAAGAAGCCACCACUGUUAACCUUUGCCUUCACACAUUUUGCAAAAGGUGUGUAUAUCAAGCAGUUCAAGAAACUAAGAACUGCCCACAAUGCAAAAAAGACCUAGGUUCUUCACCUGAAGAGCAUCUCAAAGAUGAUGAGAGAAUACAGUCCAUAACACAGAAAAUUCAGUUCCUCCUAACUGGAAAAGGACAACUGGAAUCAGAAGCUAAUGUUGUGAAGCAAGGAGCUGGAACCUCCAAGCCACCUGAAAAGGAAGUUUUGGAUGAAAACCCAGAGGAACCUUCCUCUUUCUUGUUUACUUUUGUACCACUGCUGGGAGAUAAGAGACGUAGAUUGCGUGCCAUUGAUUUGUCCCUUAUCCAUCUCCAGGACAGUACGAUGCCAGUAUCUGCAAUCCAGAUGUACAUCGCACAGAAGCUAAAUAUGGAAGAUCCUACCGAGGUGGAUGUUGUAUGCUGUGGUGAAAAGCUAAAUGGAGAUAUGACAGUCAAGGACAUUCAGCUUAUAUGGAUGUUGCACCUUCCCAAUUCAGAAGGGAGAAAGAAGAAUUGGGACUACAAGGAGCUUAUUAUUGAGCUAGGAUACAUCAGAAGCGAAAAGCCUACAACUUCCCAAAAGAAAUAAGAAUUGUGGCUAUCUGGUUUAUAAGCAAUGAACUUCCUAUCCCACAAGAGACUUAAAGACUAUCAGUAGACAUUUCCGUACUUGCAUAAUAAUAGCCUCAGAGCUAUUAGUACCUUUCUUUGCUUUAUUAU
Messenger RNA from Lycium barbarum (goji berry), 859 nucleotides. RefSeq lists its product as uncharacterized. The transcript has 6 exons. NCBI's taxonomy places the organism in Eukaryota, Viridiplantae, Streptophyta, Magnoliopsida, Solanales, Solanaceae. Gene Ontology annotation, molecular function: ubiquitin-protein transferase activity. The record is from RefSeq and is a predicted model, not a curated record. Bases 39 to 728 code for a protein of 229 amino acids.